AUGUAUGAAAAGCACAAAAAUGCGGCUCUCGAGGUGGAAGGGAUAGUGAAGCAAUUAGCGGUGGCAGGAGAUCACGAUAAAAUUACUGCGGUGAUCAAUUUGUUGACCAACGAGUUUACCUACUCGGCUGAGGCAAAUCAUCGCAAAUUGUAUAAAGCUGUGCUUUCGAACAAGAGGAAUGGGGACCGAUUGAAUGGUGCAAUAUGGCAAAGCAUUUUGAACGCCAAGGGAAGUCACCAUAUGCAUAUCAUGCAGGAGACAUACGAAGGCAUGGAGAAAUGCCUCCAUCCAAGGAUGAAGACAUGGAUGGAGACACUUCUUCAUGUCUCCAUCCAGAGUUUGGAUGGAGUCACUUCUCCAUGUCUCCAUAUACUGGAUGGAGAAGCAACCUGGUAUGGGAGACCUCUUAUUAAAUCAUUCCAGAGUUUGCUGAGGAAUACUAGUUUGGGAAAAAUCUUCUUUAAAGCUGUAGCCACACCAGAUUCAUUAAAGAAUUAG
Fraxinus pennsylvanica is the source of this 498-nucleotide messenger RNA. The record is from the annotation of a GenBank genome assembly. Lineage: Eukaryota; Viridiplantae; Streptophyta; Magnoliopsida; Lamiales; Oleaceae.